Morus notabilis is the source of this 1071-nucleotide messenger RNA. RefSeq names its product ribosomal RNA-processing protein 8. Gene Ontology annotation, molecular function: methyltransferase activity. NCBI's taxonomy places the organism in Eukaryota, Viridiplantae, Streptophyta, Magnoliopsida, Rosales, Moraceae. The transcript is spliced from 9 exons. Bases 84 to 968 code for a protein of 294 amino acids. The record is from RefSeq and is a predicted model, not a curated record. Gene Ontology annotation, cellular component: nucleolus.
UAAAACGUUCGGAAUUCGUUUUCUCGAAUCUUUCGAAGGAAGAGGAGGAAGAAGAAGAAGAAGAAGAAGAAGAAGUAUUGGCCAUGGAGAUGGAGGACAGAGGUCGAAGCAGAAAGCGGAAGAGGGCGAAGCAUCGCAGAAACAAGUCUGAGGGAUACAAACAAGUACAACCUUCUCAUUCGAAGAAAACAAUCGGCGAAGUUCCAGAAGAAGAUGAAGGAAAAGAACAUCCUAAAUCUUCUGCUUCUGUCAGGGCGAAAAAAUCCGUCGGACUCGCCAAGUCCUCUUAUUUUCUGGAAAAGAUGAAAGCGAGGUUAUCAGGUGGGCAUUUCAGAAUGCUCAACGAGAAGCUCUACACUUGCACCGGGAACGAGGCACUUGAUUACUUCAAAGAAGACCCUACACUGUUUGAUAUGUAUCAUGCAGGAUAUCAAGAGCAAUUGUCGCAUUGGCCUGAGCUACCAGUAAAUAUAAUUAUAAAAUGGUUAAAAGAUCAUAGCCCUUCUCUGGUUGUUGCUGAUUUUGGCUGUGGUGAUGCACGCCUUGCAAAAAAUGUGAAGAACAAAGUCUUCUCCUUUGAUCUUGUCUCACAUGGCCCUUCAGUUAUUGCUUGUGAUAUGUCAAACACGCCUCUAAAUUCCGAAUCAGUAGAUGUUGCCGUAUUCUGUCUCUCGCUAAUGGGAACAAACUUCCCGAAUUACCUGCAGGAGGCAUGCAGAGUUCUUAAGCCCUGUGGGUGGCUUUUGAUAGCAGAAGUGAAAAGCAGGUUUGAUCCAAAUACUGGAGGAGCAGACCCCAAAAAGUUUACCAAAGCCGUUUGUGAUCUGGGAUUUUCCUCAAUAACAAAGGACUUCUCCAACAAGAUGUUUAUUUUAUUGUACUUCAAGAAAAAGGAAGUGAAAGAUUCAAAAAGGAGGAAGGAUAUCGAAUGGCCUGAGCUGAAACCUUGUUUGUACAAGCGCCGGUGAGAUUAACUCUCAGAGCUUUGUUUCGUAGGAGUGAAAAAUGGGAGGAGGGAGAGGGGUGAUAGUCGAAGGAUUUUGAUCUCGGAAAAAAAAAAAAAAAAAAAAA